AUGUAAGUUUUAUUAAAAACACUUUCUGAUACCUUUGAACCUAUAAGGUUGGCGGCUAUUAAAGGAUUAGAAGCUUUAAUUGAAUAUUUAGGGUGUACUUUAGGCAGUUUAUUACCUUAGAUUGUAGAGAACAUACUACUUUCUUAUUCUGAAUUUAAGAAAUAAAAUAAAAAUAGUAAAUUGGUUAUUGAUAUGUAUCAUCACUUAUUGGAAACUUUUUUGAAUGUCUUAGCUAGUUGUUCUUCAUAAAUUUUAAGAGUUAUUUUUACAGGAAUUAUGGGUUAAAAUAUGUUCAAAAAAGGAGAAAAUAAUGUCGAAUUAUUGAUAAAAAUUUUCUUAAUGAAAUAAUUAACUUAGUUGACGAAUCUAAUUCUAAUGUAAAGUUUCAUGUCAAUAUUUUAUGGGAAACUAUGA
This is a messenger RNA of Ichthyophthirius multifiliis, 414 nucleotides long. RefSeq lists its product as hypothetical. Lineage: Eukaryota; Ciliophora; Oligohymenophorea; Hymenostomatida. The transcript is spliced from 2 exons. The record is from RefSeq and is a predicted model, not a curated record.